GCACGGCGUAACGACGAGAGCAAAUCGACGGCGGUUCGGCCUAGUGUGACACGUCCCCUUCCUACUUGGACAGAUAUAGCAGCACCCAAAAGUCUUUCUCAAGACGGUUUCUGUUCCUCUUCUUAGAGUCCUACGUAUCGCUUUCCAGCAGCGCACGUCUUGCUUCAUUUUCUUUCUAAACUAAGUUAACCAUGAGAUAAUUUCACAAUCGAUUCAUGUUAGUGGCAAUUAAUGUCACAGCUGUGUAUGAAUAAUAUUAUGGACCCCCUUAAACCUACAAAGCCUGAAAUCACAAGCAUGGACUGUAAAUAAAUUGGUUUCGCCAGUUUUCACCCCUUCAUAUAGUUUUAUUAAGGGAGUUUUCAUCACGUACAAUGCGAGUACGUGUGCAACCACACACCCACUCUCUCACACACACUCAAAACCCGAGAGCUGCUACACGUCCAGCCCGAUGCCUCCGGGGAAAGAGAACGAUAAUGCAGAAGUGAAGUUUCCUCGCAUUUUGGGCACGUAUGAGAAAAACUCUGGCGAGGGGGCGGCGGAUGUCAGUCUUCUUGCUACCUCUGAGAAGAAGGUAAGCUGCGCACUGCACUCGGAAGAGUUCGGUCUCCAACACGUGAAAAUGCUGGGAACGGUGAUUGAACUCGUUCUUUCAAGGAGGUUAAAUCGCGUUCUUACGACUUUCGGGGUAUUUCUGGAACUUUCGGGAUGCUGCGUCUAUUUUAAGCAUCCAUUUACCGUAAAUUUUGUCUUUGAAAAUUUCACUAUCAGGGUUGCGCGUACGAUGGAUGGCCUCAAGAGCGUCCUUCUCUUCAACGUCCUGCUCCCAGGUGUCGCGUGCGACGGCUGGUCGGUGUGGAUGCCCGGCAGCCUGGAGGCCUUGGCGGAUUCCUGUCUGCUCAUCCCGUGCUCAUUUGACGUGCCGGAUGACCACGCUGACGGGCUGCGGAUGCCGGCGGGCGGCGUGUGGAGGAAGCGCUCGCGGUGGUUCGAGGGCAGCACCGAUGUGUUCAACUCGUCCCGCGAACAGAACAUCCUGAGCGGCCGGAUACUCGGAGACUUGCUCGCGAAAAAUUGCACGACCAUCCUGCACGGAAUACCUCGAAACUACUCCGACAGUUAUUUUUUCCGACUGGAAACUGGAUUCAAACUGACUUUUGAAACAAACGUAAACAUCGAUGUCAAAGACCUUCCACAGAAACCCCAGCUUUCUGCAGUGGGGCCAAUAAACGAGGGGACCGAGCGGAUCCUGACCUGCAGAGCUCCAGCUCCAUGUCCCCUCCUGCCCCCUCGCUUAAGCUGGACCCCCUGGUUGGGGGAUGCUGUGGAGACACUGGAGGAGAACAAAGAUGGCACCAAGUCUGUGUUGUCAGUUCUCAACUUCACCGUCUCACAUCUCCACCACGAGCAGAAGGUUACCUGCACAGCCAACUACAGCUUGCAGAAGUUAGGCGCCAGCAGAGGAGCUGAGCAGAGCUUCCCUCUCACUAUCCUCUAUUCUCCGAAGAACACAAGCGCCACGGUGAGUCCAUCUAGCUCAGUGGAAGGUGGCACUUGGGUCACCCUGCUCUGCAGCAGCAACAGCAACCCCCCGGUUGAGAACUACACCUGGUUCCAGGUGCAGGGGGAUGAAGUGACACCGCGGGCCACGGGUCAGAACUUCACCUUCAACCUGACCGCCACCAACACUGGCCUGUAUUACUGCGAGGCCCAGAACCAGUAUGGGACAGGAACAUCCUCCAGAGUGCUGCUCACAUUGAAAGGAGACUGGAACACUGUACUUCUUUGGGCGGGAGGAGGAAUUUCAACGCCGGUGGUGCUCAUAGGAGUGCUCCUUUGUCUCAUCAGAUCGAAGAAACGGGGAGAAUCUUCAGGCUCUGUCAAAACUGAGGGCCAAAAAGGAGGCGAUUGCCAUUUUUACGGAAACGUAGACCCGAAGGUUGAUUUUAAGGUGCGUCCCGGCGGAGCCGAGCAGUCAAAACAAGGCCACGACGACGACACGUACAACAAUUCGAUGAUGAUGUUCUCGGCAAAAGCGAGCUGCCUGACCAAUCAAUCUGGAAAUGCCUGUGCUGAAAGUAUCUAUGCCAAUUCUGACAGCGAUGGAAACAUCUAUAUCAAUUCUAUCUCUCAGUAAGGCCGCCUUAGUAAACCAGCGACCAUCUCAACGUGACGACUCUGCUGUCGGUUCUCUCUAGCAUCUGUACAUGGGAGGAAAACCACAGUUAUUUGUGACAUUUAGGUUUAAGUACAGAAGCUGAUAAUCUGUCUGCAUAAGUAAGCUAAUAAAUUACCGCACAUAUUCUCUCAAAGUGCUAAAGCUG
Scleropages formosus (Asian bonytongue) is the source of this 2324-nucleotide messenger RNA. RefSeq names its product myelin-associated glycoprotein-like. The transcript has 7 exons. The record is from RefSeq and is a predicted model, not a curated record. Lineage: Eukaryota; Metazoa; Chordata; Actinopteri; Osteoglossiformes; Osteoglossidae. Bases 452 to 2137 code for a protein of 561 amino acids.